Arabis nemorensis is the source of this 714-nucleotide messenger RNA. The record is from the annotation of a GenBank genome assembly. Lineage: Eukaryota; Viridiplantae; Streptophyta; Magnoliopsida; Brassicales; Brassicaceae.
AUGAAAGGAAUGAAGGAAAGAUUGGCAAAGAAAAUCAAACUCAUCACCAUUGUUGCAACCUUGAAGCAAGGCUUAGUUAUUCAUAAGAGUAACAUUGAUCGCACAAUCCAUCAUCUAAGAGACGAAAUAGUCCUCGAAUCUGGUCAAAUCAAAGGAUGUGUUACACCAACACUACUAGAGAUUGAAGAUGUCGAAGAACAAGAACACAAUCUUGAAGAAGAAAAAGGGAUUUUUUUGGAGUUUGAAGAGAUUUGUCCACCUGGAGGAGAAGAUUCAGUCGUGUUCUACACUACGGGUUUGCGAGGAGUGAGGAAAACGUUUGAAGCAUGUAGAAGAGUAAGGUUCUUGUUGGAGAAUCAUAGAGUGAUGUAUAGAGAGAGAGAUGUUUCAAUGGAUUCAGAGUUUAGAGAAGAGAUGUGGAGUUUGCUUGGAAGAAAAGUUACGUCUCCGAGGCUGUUCAUUAGAGGUAGGUACAUUGGAGGAGCAGAAGAAGUUGUGGCAUUAAACGAAAACGGAAAGCUAAAGAAACUUCUAGAAGGGAUCUCACUAGUUCAUUCACCUUGUGAAUGUUGCGAAAACGAACGGUUUUUGAUUUGUUCUAAUUGCCAUGGAAGCUCAAGGUUGAUUAUUGAAGAUCAUCAUGAUGAAGAGAUGUGGACGAGAUGCAGAGAAUGUAAUGAGAAUGGGCUUGUGAAAUGUCCUCUUUGUAGUUGA